AUGCUUGCUUUGGCUGUCAUGAGCCCUUUAAGGUUCUCUGUGAUGGAACUUUUGUGUAUCACUUCCGCCGAUACUGCCCUAUCCAAAACUCUUGGUGCUACAGUCAAGAUCUUUACUAUCAGCCUUGGCGAAUCCUAUUCUGAAUAUCUUAAUGCAGCUUGUAACCUUAUAACUGCAAGAUGUGACCAUGAGAAGCCAACGAGAAGAAAUUCUAGGAGGAUUCGUGCAUGA
Ilex paraguariensis (yerba mate) is the source of this 231-nucleotide messenger RNA. The record is from the annotation of a GenBank genome assembly. Lineage: Eukaryota; Viridiplantae; Streptophyta; Magnoliopsida; Aquifoliales; Aquifoliaceae.